Corythoichthys intestinalis (scribbled pipefish) is the source of this 3503-nucleotide messenger RNA. It is a transcript of the gene nrbp1, whose product is annotated as nuclear receptor binding protein 1. The transcript has 18 exons. Gene Ontology annotation, cellular component: cytoplasm; endomembrane system. Lineage: Eukaryota; Metazoa; Chordata; Actinopteri; Syngnathiformes; Syngnathidae. The coding region runs from base 534 to 2141 and encodes 535 amino acids. The record is from RefSeq and is a predicted model, not a curated record. Gene Ontology annotation, biological process: intracellular signal transduction; protein phosphorylation. Gene Ontology annotation, molecular function: ATP binding; protein kinase activity.
GAGUAGUGCAGUGUGCAUCUGGAACUUGUCGCCAUCAUGUUUGGCAGUGUAUGAACAUUAGAUUUUGAAAAUACCAUGUUAAUUCCAUCAUUUGCGUAUCUUUCUUGGUUUUCCAAUGAAACUUUGCUCUGUUAACUGUCAGUAAAUGCGUGUAGCUGUGUCGUAAUGUAUUUGUGUCAACUGUGGUUCAUUUUCAUCGUAUACAUUGUCAAGGCAGAAUAAUCUUGGGAGUAGCAGCAAGGUUAACCCAAGGAGCGGUUGGCUGCUUCCGAGUACGAACGUUCGUUGGCUUGCUAUUCCGAUCACCAUUUCGAUUGACUUAUGAAAAUUGUAUCCUGUUACUGAGCUUUUGCGGUGGCGACUCCUGGUGCUCUCUAGCUAAGGAAGCUAGCCGCAACCCCGCCGAGGAAACUAGAAGGUUGUCGUUUUACGAAGCUAAGAAACCUCAGGACUGGCGGAGAAAGUCUGUUAAAACUGGAGCAGACACCGUCACGCUCCCUACUUUAACACGCUGCUCGGCGUGACCAGCAAACAUGUCUGAGGGCUCCGAGAGCAAGCAGGCCCCGGACACGGUCCAGGAAGCCAAGCCCGAGCCGAUGGCCGCUGCGGCCGCGGUUCAAGGCGUGUCGUCGGUUUCUCCCCCCGUGUCCGUGGUCAGCCAGCCCCCCGUCGCGGCCGCCACGGAAGACGAGGAAGAGGAAAGCGAGGACGAGUCGGAGAUCUUGGAGGAGAGUCCGUGUGGACGCUGGCAGAAGCGCCGAGAAGAGGUGAAUCAACGAAAUGUACCCGGCAUCGAUAACGCCUACUUAGCCAUGGACACAGAGGAGGGAGUUGAGGUGGUGUGGAAUGAAGUCAUGUUCUCAGAAAGGAAAAACUUCAAGUUACAAGAGGAAAAGGUCAAGGCGGUGUUUGACAAUUUGAUCCAGUUGGAGCACUUGAACAUAGUCAAGUUCCACAAGUACUGGGCUGACGUCAAGGAGAACAGAGCCCGGGUCAUUUUCAUCACUGAGUACAUGUCUUCGGGGAGUCUCAAACAGUUUCUGAAAAAGACCAAGAAGAACCAUAAGACCAUGAAUGAAAAGGCUUGGAAGCGCUGGUGCACACAAAUACUGUCUGCUCUCAGCUACUUGCACUCGUGUGAACCUGCCAUAAUUCACGGCAACCUGACGUGCGACACAAUCUUCAUCCAGCACAACGGUCUCAUCAAGAUUGGCUCAGUGGCGCCAGACACUAUUAACAAUCAUGUAAAAACAUGUCGAGAAGAACAGAAGAGCCUUCAUUUCUUCGCUCCGGAAUACGGAGCUGUUGCCAAUGUUACCACUGCGGUGGAUAUCUAUUCCUUUGGAAUGUGCGCCUUAGAGAUGGCAGUGUUAGAAAUCCAGAGUAAUGGAGAUUCGUCAUAUGUUUCUCAAGAAGCCAUAAAUAGUGCCAUUCAGUCCCUCGAGGACCCCUUGCAACGGGAAUUCAUCCAGAAGUGUCUGGAGAUGGACCCAGACAAGCGUCCCACAGCCAGAGAGCUCCUGUUUCACCAGGCCUUGUUCGAGGUGCCCCUGCUCAAGCUUUUGGCAGCACAUUGCAUUGUCAGCCACCAGCAUAUGAUUCCAGAGAACGCGUUAGAGGAGAUGACAAAGAACAUGGACCCCAACCUGGUGAUUGUGGAGGGGAAGGAGGGUGUUCAGAUGAAGUUGUCCCAAUUUCCUGCUCUUGAGCUAGACAAAUUCUUGGAGGAUGUCAGGAAUGGCAUCUACCCUUUGACCGCCUUUGGGAUUCCGUGUCCUCAACAACCUCAGCAGGAGGCGGUCAAGUCGCCCAUUGUGCCGCCCUCCGUCAAGACCCCCACUCCGGAACCCGCGGAACUCGAGACCAGAAAGGUGCUUCAGAUGCAAUGCAACAUCGAGCCCGUGGACGAAGGCGCCAAGCAUCACCUAACUUUACUGCUCAAACUUGAGGAUAAACUCAACCGACACUUGAGCUGCGAUCUGUUACCAAAUGAGAACGUCCAAGAGUUGGCUGUGGAGCUCGUUCAACUCGGCUUCAUCAGCGAGGGCGAUCAGCCACGUCUCGCGUGCGUUCUCGAAGAGGCCUUCUCAAAGUUCUACAGCCGCAACGGUUCCCUCAACCCCGUGACGGUGUCCUCGUAGCCAAGGACCCCCCGCGGACCCUCCGCCCGCCCUCCUCCUCCCGGCGCCCAGAGGAGGAAAGCCUUGCUCUCGACUGCGUCCCCCCUUGCAGUCUUUGUAUGUUCUAGUGGGACAAAGCUGCCACUAAGUGGUUCUUUCUCUCUCUCUCUUUAUUUGUAUUUUAUUUUGUUCUUCUUCCCAACCAGUUCAACCAUCAGCCUCAAUUAGAAGGAAAAAUAAAUCACACACAGGCUUGUUUCUUUCGUUAAGUCUUGAAAUGUUUAACUGCGAAAAAGCAGUGUAUUUUCCUCAAGUCAGUAUUAAAAUAGUAUUUUUAACAUUUUUACAGUUCUAUAGCAGUCUUCUGCCCACAGCCUACUGAAGUGUUGUCAGGUCUGCUUAUCGGCUACUUUUUAAAACCCCGGAUGGGCCGCUUUCCCAUCAAACUUGAAUCAGAGAAAAUGUCGAAAAUCCAAACUAUUUAUUUAUGUGUGUGUGUAAUUCACUCAGCACUAUUGUGGCGGUUGCUUGUUCUGAAUGUAGAAUUCUACUCACCCCUAAAACCGAUCUGGAAAUAAAGCCUACAAAUAUUAAACCCGCCAUGUUUAUAAUCUAUAAAAUACUGGCGUUAUCAUUCUUCACAAAUAUAGUUUGGCCCCACUGCUGCUGUUUGAAUCACGCUGUUACUUUGUACACAUGCUCAUUGACUCUUGAUCAAGUCUGUGAAGGUGGCAUUUUACAUGACUGGCUGCUUUCCAUCAAUGUGAACACGUUUUAUUUUUUAUAUAUAUGAAUAUAUAUACUUGCGUCUGCUCUGUAUGUGCUUUGCUAGUCGACGGGAAUAACAACAAGAGCAAAGUCUGUAAACUAUUUCAAAUGUCUGUGGCUGUGAAUAGUUGGCUUGUUCAAAAGCAGCACAGUUUGCACUUUUCUCUUCACUUGGUUUGUUACUUUGAGUGAAAAUGUCCCGCAGCCUCUCAAAAAAAAUUACCCAAAAGGCCAUCGGGGAACAUUUGUGUUGCCUUUGCUGCGACUGUCUCACAGGGUGUGUACAGACUGGGCGUGUGCUUGACACUCAAUGCUCUUUCUGCUAUCUAUUGGUUUGCCCCAUUUUUUUCACUUCCUGAAAAUAAAAAAUAUCACUAAUCAGCAAUGUGAGUGUUUGAAUGCAGACAACCCACACAAAUGGCUCUUCAGGGAAGGGGUAUAAAAACUUUUUUUCGCUGAGUUGUCAGAAAAAUUGGAGGUUUCAAGGCCAAUCCUUCCACUUUUAUUUGAUAACGCACCAGUUUCGUCAUAUCAAAUGGCACAAAUACAGUGCCUUGCAAAAGUAUUCGGCCCCCUUGAACCUUGCAACCUUUCGCCACAUUUCAGGCUUCAAAC